Larimichthys crocea (large yellow croaker) is the source of this 4941-nucleotide messenger RNA. It is a transcript of the gene mta2, whose product is annotated as metastasis associated 1 family, member 2. Gene Ontology annotation, molecular function: sequence-specific DNA binding; chromatin binding; histone deacetylase binding. The transcript has 19 exons. Gene Ontology annotation, biological process: negative regulation of transcription by RNA polymerase II. NCBI's taxonomy places the organism in Eukaryota, Metazoa, Chordata, Actinopteri, Sciaenidae. Gene Ontology annotation, cellular component: NuRD complex; nucleoplasm. The record is from RefSeq and is a predicted model, not a curated record. Bases 324 to 2474 code for a protein of 716 amino acids.
AUAGAAACUUUAUUUCAUCUCCCAUCAGUUUUCGAAAUAACCGUUUAGUCUGCAGAAAGCGCGCGAGAAUCACUUUGGACUCACUUUAAAAUGUGUGAACUUUUACACGUGUGUGUGUGCUUUAUAUUAGAAACAGGCUGAUUAUUAAACAUGGACAGUGAAAAAGUUAAUUGUAAGAUACCGGAGAUUGCCGACGAUCUCCGAAGAUGACGAUUUGCGCACGAGCGAAGGGGGCCAGUGAGUGUGUGUUUAGUGUGUGCGGAGUGUGUGUGUGUUGAACUGAGCGGAGGUGAAGAAGAGGAGGAUGAAGCUGGGAGCGGAGGAUGGGAGGAAGAGUGGACUCGGCUCGUAGUGCCCGGAGCCGGCUUUGUUUCACGGCGGGGGUGUCUGCGAUAAAUGAAGGAAUAAAACAGAUCCCCAUCGACCUUUUCUACCCAAGCGGGGAAUACCCUGGGACUGCUUUUGCUAAAGGUUACGAGAGAAUGGCGGCCAACAUGUACCGAGUGGGAGAUUAUGUGUACUUUGAGAACUCGUCCAGCAACCCAUACCUGAUACGCAGAAUAGAAGAGCUCAACAAGACAGCCAAUGGGAACGUGGAGGCCAAGGUGGUGUGUCUCUUCAGGAGGCGAGACAUCUCAGGAAACCUCAACACCCUGGCCGACAGCAAUGCAAGAGAGUUCGAGGAGGAGUCAAAGCAGCCGACGCUGUCUGAACAACAGAAACACCAGCUCAAACACAGAGAACUCUUCCUGUCUCGACAGUUUGAAUCUCUACCUGCUACUCACAUACGGGGGAAAUGUAACGUCACUCUCCUCAAUGAAACAGACGUCUUGGCCGGAUACCUGGACAAAGAGGACUGUUUCUUCUACUCACUGGUGUUCGACCCAGUCCAGAAGACCCUGCUGGCAGACCAAGGCGAGAUCCGGGUGGGGUCUAAGUACCAAGCAGAGAUCCCAGACAAGCUAGCCGAGGGUGAAUCAGACACCCGGGUCCAGGAGAAGCUGGAGACCAAGGUGUGGGACCCCAACAACCAGCUGAAAGACCCUCAGAUCGACCAGUUCCUGGUGGUGGCAAGAGCUGUGGGGACGUUUGCUCGGGCCCUGGACUGCAGCAGCUCUAUCCGCCAGCCCAGCCUCCAUAUGAGCGCAGCUGCAGCCUCCAGAGACAUCACACUGUUCCAUGCCAUGGACACGUUGCAGAAGAACAACUAUGACCUGGCCAAAGCCAUGUCCACACUGGUCCCUCAGGGCGGUCCGGUGCUGUGCCGUGAUGAGAUGGAGGAGUGGAGCGCCUCAGAGGCCAUGCUGUUCGAGGAGGCUCUGGAGAAAUACGGCAAAGACUUCAACGACAUCCGCCAGGACUUUCUGCCCUGGAAGUCUCUAGCCAGUGUGGUUCAGUUCUACUACAUGUGGAAGACUACCGACCGCUACAUCCAACAGAAACGACUAAAGGCAGCAGAGGCAGACAGCAAGCUGAAGCAGGUGUACAUCCCCACCUACACCAAACCCAACCCCAAUCAGAUCAUGGUUCCUGGCAGCAAGCCCGGUAUGAACGGAGCAGCAGGCUUUCAGAAAGGACUCAGCUGUGAGAGCUGCCACACGGCCCAGUCUCCUCAGUGGUAUGCCUGGGGGCCUCCCAACAUGCAGUGCAGACUGUGUGCAUCCUGCUGGAUCUACUGGAAGAAGUAUGGAGGCCUGAAGACCCCCACACAGCUAGAGGGCGCUGCUAGAGCUGGCUCAGAGUCGGGCCCCCGCGGUCACAUGACACGCCAGGAGGUCCAAGGCAUGUCGCCGUUCACCCGUAACGAGGGUCGAGCCAAGCUGUUGGCCAAGAACCGGCAGACGUUCAUCCUGCAGACCACUAAGCUGACCCGCAUCGCUCGGCGCGUGUGCGAGGACAUCCUGCAGCCUCAUCGUGCUGCACGGCGGCCCUACGCUUCAAUCAAUGCCAACGCCGUCAAGGCUGAGUGUAUGAUCCGGCUGCCCAAAGCCACAAAAACUCCUCUAAAGAGCAAGCUGGUGCCUCGACAGUCACUGGCCACCAUCGUGAAGGAUUUAGCCAUCACAGCUCCUCUCAAACUGAAGGCGUCCAGAGGACCUCCAACACCCAUCAACAGGAACCAGGCCAACCAGCCUCGCGUGGGCCAGAGCCUGCUGGGAAAGAGAGGCUUCGACAGCGCUGCAGGGGUGCCCUACCCAGCCAAUGGGAGGCCAUAUACUUCAGGUAUGAGGACCACCUCUCAGUCGGUCAUCAAGCGGCAGAAAGUCAGCCAGGGGGAGGCGCCCAACCCUGUCGUGUUUGUGGCUACGAAGGACACCAGGGCUCUGAGGAAACAUCUGACCCAGUCAGAGAUGCGACGGGCAGCGAGGAAGCCUCAUCUCCUGGUCCGGAUCAAGCUGCCGCCACCCCCACGCUCCCUGGCCAUGCCCCUGCUCCCCUCCAGCACCAGCGAACCUAUUGUCCUGGAAGACUGAAGGGAGAGGGCCACACAGGGUCUCUCAGCAGGACAUGGGGGGGUCGGGUGGGAGUUGGGUCGGGUCUGUGCUCAGGCCGCCACUUAACAGGCAGCACAGUACGCCAUACCAGUAGUCUUUUCUUUUUCCUCUUUUCAGCGUCCUUUUUCUUUAGUCCUCUGUUACGUCACACACACACACACACACGCACACACACACACACACACACACGACACUCUGAUGACUGUACAUUUCCAUCACAUUGAACACACACACACUCACACCACACCUUGGGCUUUGUAGUAUUUUAUUCCAGAAUCAUUUUUGCUCCUUUUCAAUGCCGUCUGUUUUUAAAUGUGUAAUUUAAAUCAAGAUAUUUCUCAUCCUGAAACAAUGGUGAUAAAGCACACUUUGUUUUUCCUCCACGUCUCUAUCUUUGUGUAAAUAUAUGCAUCAUGUAAGAGGUGACGCCCGCAGUGUGUAUGGAGAAUUGGGGAGGGAGGGAGGGGGGGUGGGAGACGGUGUGGGGACAGCUGCAGCAGGCUGAAGGUCUAAUCUGAUUGGAACAUUUCACUCGUACACUCCUUCACUCCAUUCCAUCUGACUGGAUGUUCGUUGUAGCUCAUUGGCCGUGCACACAGCCCCGUUUUUUACAUUUCUCUCCCAGUCUGUAACGUUUGUCAUCAUGAGUCAGGAGCCAGACACGAGCCUGUUACAGGUUCAUCCCAUCCAUCCCGUCUUCUGGAAGGCACUCAGUGUGAAACACAUUGAGUGAGCAUAGAGCUACAGGAGUGGUGUGAGAGGUUAGAGAGUGUGCAGAACAAAAGCGCCAACAAAGGAACAACGUUUUGAUCGUGACUGUAUAACCAACAGGCCACCGUUAAACCGCGUGCUCUACAUACUUUUACUCUUUCUGGUUGUAGACCCUGAACUGAUUUCUUACUAAUCCAGCUCCUUUAGUUUGUUGAUAAAAAGUCACGUUCAGAAUCUACCUGAAGUGGUGGAGGAUUCACACAGUAUCAGGAUUAUGGUGCGUUCACUGAAUCCUGAUUUUUCUAUUGCCUGUGGAGCCUGAACUGAAUCCUGACCUCCGUCUCUCUAAUCCCUUCGUGACUGCUUCAGGUAGUUUUGUGCUCACUUGUUCUCCAUACCGUCUCCACCUUCGCAUUACAGUAGUUGUUUUUUUCUGAAACUGAACGAGGGUUGUUGUUGCGGUCGAGCCACGUUUUGUCUUUUGUCUCCUGUCAUACUUUUAUAGUUACUUUUAGCUGGUUUGAAGAGAGAAGUACCCCGACUCCUAUUCUCUUGACCUCACCCCCGAGAUGUUUGAACAGGCAGUCUGGUAUGAAAGGGGAGAGAGGAUCACUGCUCAGAUCAGCAUUGGAGUCUGUAGGUUUACAGUGUAGGAGGGAUCAUUUGUAGUCUUGAGGAAAUAAUUGUGGUUACCAAUGGAGUUGCACAAAUUCCUGUGUCACGUCCUGAUCUGAACACAUUUGGCUCUGAGGUACUGUGUUUGAGUCUGCGAGAAUCCAAAAUGAAGCCAUAGUGUGUUUAAAAAAAGAAAAAGCAAAGCAGGUUGACGUCCAUGCUGAGUGGACACUUUUAACCCUGAAGUAAUGUUUAGACUAAAGCCACAGCAUUUCUGACAAUGUACUGUUUGGUUGGUUCAAAUGAAACUGACACAAUUAUGUCUGGUCAGUUGAUAAGUCUGUUAAUAAAGCAGCAAUAUGUAAAUGUACAGAAGGCAAUUAAGGCCCAAAAGUUCUAAAAAUUAAAGUUGCAAAGAGAGCUAAGAGUGGCUCCGUCUCAGAAUUGAUUCGUUGUGAACUUUAGUCGUACGGCCUUGAUCUUCUUCUGUGAAUGUCUGAUGAUGCAGAGCAGACGAGAUGUUUCUGAUUGUGAUUGGGUAUGAAGACUACGUGAAAGGAAUCUUCAGCUGUCUCAGCUUUUGCUUUAUUUUAGUUCCCCGUUUGUACCAUUAUCAAAGGGUGAGUACUAAAAGUUAAUAGUCGUUAAUUGGCUAAUUAUAAUGCCUGUGAAUCCCCACAGCAGCCAGGGGUUCCACUGGUUUUAUAAGCAAGUUCGGUCCCAAUGUGGGCUUUGUAAUAUUUCUCAAAAGGAAAAAAAAUCAAGAAAUUGAAGUGUUGAGUUUGUAGCAAAUACUAAUCUGUGUAAAGAAAAGUGGAAAACUGGCAUAUUUUAAACUUUUUUACAUCUAAAGUGUGUAAUUCUGCUCCAGUAUUGUGGAGAUGGCGCUAAUAGGCUACUGUACAUGUGAAACAUUGCUCUCCUUCAUGAGGUGGGUGGGGGGGUCGUUUGAACCAGGGGUGACAUUCAAAAGGGACAGGGUGCUGAUUUUUGUAUGAUGGAGAGACAAACAUGCUACAAUUGAAACUUUUUCUCAAGUGUUUUUUAUUCCAAUGUCUCUGUAUCCUUUAAUGUAUCUUGAUAAGAAAAGAAAUAAAGAUUUUUUUUUUCUUCGUGGUCA